Phyllopteryx taeniolatus (common seadragon) is the source of this 4093-nucleotide messenger RNA. RefSeq names its product glutamate receptor 3. NCBI's taxonomy places the organism in Eukaryota, Metazoa, Chordata, Actinopteri, Syngnathiformes, Syngnathidae. Bases 79 to 2739 code for a protein of 886 amino acids. Gene Ontology annotation, molecular function: AMPA glutamate receptor activity; transmitter-gated monoatomic ion channel activity involved in regulation of postsynaptic membrane potential. The record is from RefSeq and is a predicted model, not a curated record. Gene Ontology annotation, cellular component: AMPA glutamate receptor complex; postsynaptic membrane; dendritic spine. Gene Ontology annotation, biological process: modulation of chemical synaptic transmission; monoatomic ion transport; synaptic transmission, glutamatergic. The transcript has 16 exons.
CCCGAGCUCGCCCGCGUACAUGGUGCGCGGUGCCGCUUCCUCCUCGCCAGGAGUUGCUCUCACUUGUCGGGCAGCAAAAUGUGGCCGGGCUUAGUGGCGACACUUUGGUUGUGUUUGUGUUUGCGCGGAGACUCGAUGGCCGGCUUUCCCAACCAAAUCAACAUCGGUGGGCUCUUCAUGCGUUCCACGGUCCAGGAGCACAGCGCCUUCAGGUUUGCGGUGCAGCUGUACAACACCAACCAGAACGCCACGGAGAAACCCUUCCACCUCAACUACAACGUCGACAACCUGGAGUCGUCCAACAGCUUCUCCGUCACGCAUGCCUUCUGCUCUCAGUUCUCCCGAGGGGUCUACGCCAUCUUCGGCUUCUACGACAGGAAGUCCAUGAACACGCUGACCUCCUUCUGCGGGGCGCUGCACACCUCCUUCAUCACGCCCAGCUUCCCCAUCGACGCCGACGCGCAGUUCGUCAUCCAGAUGAGGCCCGGCUUGCGGGGCGCCCUUCUCAGUCUGCUGGACCAUUACAAGUGGGAGAAGUUUGUCUACCUUUACGACACCGAGAGAGGUUUUGCCAUCCUCCAGGCCAUCAUGGAGUCGGCCGUGGCUAACAACUGGCAGGUGACGGCUCGCUCGGUGGGGAACGUCGCCGACCCCGCCGAGUAUCGACGCAUCAUCGAGGAGAUGGACCGGCGGCAGGAGAAACGCUUCCUUGUCGACUGCGAGGUCAACAGGAUCAACUCCAUUCUCGAGCAGGUGGUGAUUGCGGGCAAAAACACCAGAGGAUACCACUAUAUCCUUGCCAACCUGGGUUUUUCCAACAUGAGCUUGGACAGAGUCUUUUCCGGCGGAGCCAACAUCACAGGCUUCCAGAUCAUCAACCCGGACAGCGCCAUCGUGCAGCAGUUCCUCCAACGCUGGGAGCGUCUCGAUGAAAGAGAAUUUCCAGAAGCUAAAAACACUCCGCUAAAGUACACAUCGGCGCUGACCCAUGACGCCAUCCUCAUCAUCUCCGAGGCCUUCCGCUACCUUCGGCGCCAGCGCGUGGACGUUUCCCGCAGGGGGAGCGCAGGCGACUGCCUGGCUAAUCCCGCCGUGCCCUGGAGUCAAGGCAUCGACAUCGAGAGAGCCCUGAAAAUGGUUCAAGUUCAAGGCAUGACAGGAAACAUCCAGUUUGACACGUUCGGGCGAAGAGCUAACUACACAAUCGACGUGUACGAAAUGAAGUCGGGAGGGCCCAGGAAGAUCGGCUACUGGAAUGAAUACGAAAAAUUUGUUUUUAUAAUGGAUCAGCAGGUCACCAACGAGUCGUCUUCUGUGGAAAACCGAACAAUUGUGGUCACUACUAUUAUGGAAGCGCCGUACGUGAUGUACAAGAAAAACUAUAUGCAGCUGGACGGGAAUGACAGAUAUGAAGGCUACUGUGUCGAUUUAGCGUCUGAAAUUGCAAAGCAUGUGGGCAUACGAUAUAAGCUGUCGGUAGUUCCGGAUGGGAAAUACGGAGCCCGAGAUCCCGAGACCAAGACGUGGAACGGGAUGGUGGGUGAACUGGUUUACGGGAGAGCCGACAUAGCCGUGGCUCCUCUCACGAUAACGUUGGUACGAGAAGAAGUGAUAGACUUCUCCAAGCCCUUCAUGAGCUUGGGCAUCUCCAUCAUGAUCAAGAAGCCCCAAAAGUCCAAGCCCGGCGUCUUUUCCUUCCUGGACCCGCUGGCCUACGAGAUUUGGAUGUGCAUCGUGUUCGCCUAUAUCGGCGUGAGCGUGGUGCUGUUCCUGGUGAGCCGCUUCAGUCCUUACGAGUGGCACCUGGACGAGAACGACGAGGCCAAAGACCCUCAGAGCCCCCCCGACCCGCCCAACGACUUUGGCAUUUUUAAUAGCCUGUGGUUCUCGCUGGGUGCCUUCAUGCAGCAAGGAUGCGAUAUCUCGCCAAGGUCACUGUCAGGUCGCAUCGUCGGAGGGGUGUGGUGGUUCUUCACCCUCAUCAUCAUCUCCUCCUACACGGCCAACCUGGCGGCCUUCCUCACCGUGGAGAGGAUGGUUUCGCCCAUCGAGAGCGCCGAGGACCUGGCCAAGCAGACCGAGAUCGCGUACGGGACGUUAGACUCCGGCUCCACCAAGGAGUUCUUCAGGCGCUCCAAAAUAGCCGUUUAUGAGAAAAUGUGGUCGUACAUGAAAUCGGCGGAACCGUCGGUGUUCGCCAAGACAACACCCGACGGGGUCUCCCGGGUACGAAAGUCGAAGGGCAAGUUCGCCUUUCUCCUGGAGUCCACCAUGAACGAGUACAUAGAGCAGCGCAAGCCGUGCGACACCAUGAAAGUGGGCGGCAACCUCGACUCCAAAGGCUACGGCGUGGCCACGCCCAAAGGCUCCGCAUUAAGAACUCCAGUAAACCUCGCAGUAUUGAAACUCAGUGAACAAGGCAUCUUAGACAAGCUGAAAAACAAAUGGUGGUACGAUAAAGGUGAAUGCGGAACCAAGGACUCGGGAAGUAAGGACAAGACAAGUGCACUAAGCCUGAGCAAUGUGGCAGGGGUCUUCUAUAUUCUGGUGGGGGGGCUGGGCCUGGCUAUGACUGUGGCGCUCAUAGAGUUUUGCUACAAGUCUCGGCAAGAGACCAAAAGACUCAAGCUGGCAAAGAACGCCCAAAAUUUUAAGCCAGCCCCUCCGGUGAACACCCAGAAUUUUGCCACGUACCGUGAAGGCUACAACGUGUACGGGACAGAGAGCGUCAAAAUCUAAAGGAGGAGACUUUGGGUGCCAAAUUCCCAGCCGGAUGGGAGCGACCACUGUGUGUGUGAGACUCUGUGACCCCCCCCCCCCCCCCCCGCCGCCGGGCUGGGCAGCGCGAAGCGUUUGGCAAGGCCCGCCCGUCACAGCGACACACGGCCGUGACGCCGCCGGACUUGUAGAGGUUCUCUUUCCUCUCACAGUGCCUUAACGGAGCUUUCGGCGUCGUGGCAAUUGACAUUCACUUCGAAUUAAAUGUGUGCGCAAUUGAGAGUGGAACUUUGGCGAUGUUCACCUUGAAGAUUUUGGAUGAUUUGGAAUGGAAAACAUCCCGAUUUGGAUCCUUUAGAGCAGGGGUCACCCACCUUUUUCAAUCUGAGCGCUCAAGUAUUUCUUGGCUACUGAUUCAUUUUGCCACACACUUCUGAAAUAACCAAUUUGCCCAAAUUACCUUUAAUUAUACAGUGUGCUAUUAUUCAUUAGUCAUCAUGUUAAUGAUUUCUCUGAAAAGUUAACAAGGUGAGAUUUUUUUCUAUUUAACUCUGCAAGUCUUUGCAUUUUCAAAUGACAUUCCUAGAAAAUCACAAUGUCCGCCCGCAGGCUGCUGGCGUCGUCCUCGGCGGCAACCAUGUUUGUGACCCUUGCUUUCGGGACUUAUUUUUGUGGUGAAAUCUUAUGUUGUUUAACUGUUAUUAUAUUUGGUGAAGUCAUUCUCUUGUUUUCCUCUUAAGACUUUUAAGUGUCAUAAUAUUUAGGACGAGCGUCAAUUAAGGUUUAAGCUUUUUCUGUCUUUGUAAUCAAACGGACGUCAUCCCCGGUAUCAUUUUGAAGCUCAAUUAUGAGAAAUGUAGAGAAUGCGAAGCUAAAUGACUGCAUUUAGCUACAAUUGCUCCAAGGUCUUUUGAGUUUCACUUUUUUUGUCACUUAGUGCCAUAUUGAACUUUGAAUUUGAGACAAUUCAUGACAUAAUAUUCCAAAUGCUUAACUGGGUUUAUGGUUUACACUUUGUACACUCGCAGAUGCUGCUCACAUGAUUGCAGAAUCUACAAUAGUUAAUUUGAAGAUUUUGACUUUUUUUUUCCCCUCCACCCUUUCUGUGUCUAUGCAUUUAUUGCAGGAGAUGAGCUGUACAAACGCAAACGUUUAUAAAAAAGAACUUUUUACAAACUUCAAAAUGCUACAGGUCAUUCGCAUUUGUUUGACGUGCCCCCACUCUCCAUGGAACGUUAUUAGCAAAUGCCCAAUAGUAUUUGAUCGAGGUUGUUUUUAAUGAUUUGUACGGCAAACAUGAGCGGCAUGCAUGGACAAACUAGCGUCGGAGGAAAGCUCACAAAGCACUUCCUUAAUAAAAGCUGGUUUGUAUUCA